CCCGCCCCUACCCGCCCCGCAAACUCGCUCGCUCGGCUUUUGCUCGGCUUCGGCUCGGCCAGGUUGGGUUCGGGUCGGCUGCGUCGCCGCGCCGCGCAGCACGCGCAGCGCCCGGCCGCCCGGCGUCCGCAAGGCUUGCGUGUAUGUGAGUAGUAAAAUAGUGUGUUGGUGUUAGUGUGUCGCGCCGCGCGCCCGAGCGCGGUCCUACGUGAGACGCGCCGCGCUGACGGCCAGCGCGCGUGCGCUGUUGCUGUUAGUGACACACCGGACACCGUAGUGAGUGGCAGUGACUGACAACAGCAACGACAGUGAACAGGAACAGUGUCGGCCCGCACGCGCGUGCUGUUAGCGAUAUCCAGUGACGUAGUGAGUGUCAGUCGUGUCAGUGACUGAAAGCAGCAGAGGCAGUGAACAGGCGUGUGCCCGUCUGCUCGCGCGUGUCAUUGUCAUCAGUAGUGACAGUGAGUGUUGUGUUAGUGAUGCCAGUGGCCAGUAAUGACUGACAGCAGAAUGCGGGACAUUGAACAGGAGGACGACCCAGCUCCCUGCGAGCCGGCCGACGCGGGCCCCGCCCCCGCCGCGCUCCUCUGCCAAGACAAACUUGAGACACACGAGGGCUGCGAGGUUAGGCUCGACAAUCUGCGCGAACUUGGUGAGGACCGGGAUGAGUACGGCGCGCUGUACCACGUCGUCCGCGGGUGCGCCGACAGCGCCUUCCGCGCGCUCGCCGUGCAGCUGUUCGAGGACGAGAAGCACCACCCGGUGGUGCGACGCUCGGUGGUCAACCACGUCGCCAGGCACUGGUCGACCUACGCCCAGCUGACCAGCGGCCACGCCGACGCGGCCGAGUACCGCCGGCACAUGGAGCAGGACGGCGCCCGCGGCGGCCUCGUGGAGGUGCGCGCGGCCGGGGAGGCCUUCUACCGCUCCGUGGCCGUCGUCCACGACGGCGUGCUCGAGAUGGCCCACCUCAUCAGCAACGGCGAGAAGCCGCUCGUGCUGCGCCAGGUCGGGGAGGUGCCCGCGGAGCACUACGACGCCUGCAUCACGCUGCCCGCGGCCGGCUGGAAGGGCGGCCAGGUCGACAUCGCCAAGCUGGAGGAGUCGCUGUACAGGGUGGGAGCAGUGGCAGCCCCGGAUGAGUCCCGCGCCGAACGAGAAGAGGCGGAGUCCACCGAGCCGCCGGAUGCCGCCGUGCGGAACAAGAAGAAGGCCGAGAAAAUGCGCGACACUCGCCAGAGUAUGACAGAGGAGGAGCGCGCGCUGCAGCUGGAGAAGGACAGCGCAAACUACCAUGGGGGCCUCCAGGAAGGCCUCCGGGAGUCGCUGAACGCGAGGCACCACGUCGUGGAGGUGCAGCGCUUCGCGAACCAGACGCCGGAGGUGCCCGAGGAGCGACUGCGGAAAGCGCGGGAACGACGUCGGCGUCGAGAGCAGGUCCAGGACGAGGGCUCGCGCGGGGGCACUUCCGACUCGCAGAGCAGCCUGACAGAGUCGCUGGAGAUGCCAGAGUACGAGCCGAAAAUGGAGCUGAAGGACCCGGAGCAGUGUCCAACGUGGACAGUCUGGCUCGAAGAGGCUAAGUUAGCCGACGCCCCGGAAGAGCCAGAAACGGACCGCUUGGCAGAGGCGUGCGACAAGGGUGCAGGCAGCAGACUCGCCGAGCAGCCCCCUAAGCCCGUCGAAUUCGCUGACGAGUACGGCGCCGUGUACAAGUCCGUGCGCAGAGACGGCAACUGCGUCUUCCGCGCAUUCGCCUUAAAACUGUUCCACGAUGAGAAGCACCACCGGGUGGUGCGCCGCGGCGUGGUCAACCACGUCCUCAACAACUGGUGGUCGACCUACGCCAAGCUGACCCGCUUCGCCAACCAGGACACUUACCGCCGGUUCAUGGAGAGGGACGGCUCUCCCGGCGGCGCGGUGGAGGUGCGUGCGGCCGCGGAGGCCUUCUACCACACCGUCGGCGUCGUGCAAGACGGCGUGCUCGAGGUGCUCUCCCUGAGGAACGACGCCGACCCCAUCGUCCUGCGCAAGACCGGCGAGGACCCCACGGUGUUCUACGACACAUGCGUCAUCCUGCCGCCCGGAGGAUGGAAGCGCGGCGAUGCCGACAUGAUCGCGCUGGGCUGGCGGAUCCUGGUGACGGAGAACAGGCUGCCCGAGCUUUCCGCCGUCGCGGGGCCGUCCAGGUCAGGCCAGGCUGGAGCGGGGAGGCACCCCGACGAAGGGCACGCGGACCAGCUAGUAGGCACUGCGGGCCGGUGCUAUGGGCCAGCGCGGCCGCGGGGGAGGCGGGCAAAACAAAAAGCCCUUGAGAAGAUGCAGGAGCUGCAGGACAUUGAUCGGCAGCUCGACGUGCAGCUGUCGAGGCCGGAGGCGCGCGGGAUUGUUCCGGAGCAUGUGCAGGGAGAGGGGCAGUUGCCGCCAUGGCGUGAGGAGGGCGGGCGCCUCCAGGUGCAACCCACCCUGGUGCAACCCACCCUGGUGCAACCCACCCUGAUGCAACCCACCCUGGUGCAACCCACCCUGGUGCAACCCACCCUGAUGCAACCCACCCUGGUGCAACCCACCCUGGUGCAACCGUGGUCGGUGCAGGGGGAGGACUUGAACAACACGCCAGGUCACAUCGAGGUGCCACUAGGUAGCCUGGUGAAACUGGAAAUUGAAGCACCGGAGGAGACUGCAGGAGCACUUGACGCCUUCCGGGAGAACGAGGGUUUAGUGAUGCUUGAUAGUGGACCGGAGGACGCGGAGAGCUGCCAGAACUUGGGAGAUGCGACACCAGACGACGACGUGCUGCCGGUGGGCGCCAGCUACACCGACGAGUUCGGCGCCGUGUACAAGGCCGUGACCAAGGACGGCGAGUGCGUCUUCCGCGCCCUCGCGGCGCGGCUGUUUAGCGACGAGAGUCACCACGCGGUGGUGCGGACGGGGGUGUUUAAGCACAUCGACCAGAACUGGGAGGACUACGCCCCGCUGACGGGCUUCGCCGAGUUCACGGACUACAAGCAGUUCAUGAGCAAAGAGGGCCACCGCGGCGGCCUCGUGGAGGCGCGUGCCGCCGGCGAGGCCUUCUACCGCACCGUGGCCGUCGUGCAGGAAGGCGUGAUCGAGCUGGCCGCCCGGCAGGACGACCGCGACCCCAUCGUGCUGCGGAGGUCGGGGCAGCACUACGACCCCUGCAUCACCGUGCCGCUGGGCGGCUGGCGGGGCGCCCAGGACGACCUCGUCAAGCUCUACUACCGGAAAGAGGCGAAGACCCCGAAACCCGUCGCCGUACCAUCUUUAGGAAACCAUGGGCGCCAAGGCAAUGGAGAUCUUGUAGAGCCGUCAGCAGAGACCGCUAGCUCUACCGUCAGCACUACCGUCAGCACUACCGUCAGCACUACCGUCAGCACUACCGUCAGGACUACCGCCAGCACUACCGCCGGCACCGCCGUCGGCGCCACCGCCGGCACCACCACCGGCACCACCGCCGGCACCACCGCCGGUACUACUGGCGCGCACUACACCGACGAGUUUGGAGCCGUGUACAAGGCCGUGCGCAAGGACGCCAACUGCAUCUUCCGCGCGCUCGCGGAGCAGGUGUUCGGCGGCGAAAAGCACCACCAGGUGGUGAGAACCGCCGUCCUCAACCACGUCCUCAAGAACUGGGAGCCCACCUACAGAGAGCUGACCGGCUUCGACAGGCAGGACUCGUACCGCAGCUACAUGGAGCGUCUCGGCAGCGGUGGCGUCGUGGAGGCGCGCGCGGCCGGGGAGGGCUUCUUCCGCACCGUGGCCAUCGUGCAGGACGGCGUGAUGGAGGUGGCGACGCAGCAGAAGCGCAACCCCAUCGUGUUGCGGAGGAUCGCGGCAGAACCCGCGGACCACUACGACGUGUGCAUCACCCUGCCCCUGUUCGGCUGGAAGGGCUCCAAGGCGGAUCUCCACAAGCUCAACGGCGAAGCCGUCGUGAGCGGGCCGCGGGGCGGCGUGGUGCGGAUGCGCCCCGCCACGCGCCCCGAGAUGCCCCAUGCGCCGCCGAUGAACCCUCUAGCGGGAGAAACGUGGACGGCAAGUGCGGCAGGACCCAGCACAGAACUGCUGGGCAAGAACACUUCCGGAAGCCAUUCUGACUCUCACGACACUCAGUCUGACGAUGAGAUCCAGGUCAUCGAGGUUAAACCGGUAAUCGAACAUAAGACGUCGGAGCAGCAAGUGGCCGCGCCCGCACCUCUGGAGGAAAUGCGUGACUCGGAAAAGAAGAGUGUGCAAGAGGCGGACAGUGGGACAUCUGUCACUUGCGGGGGCGAGGACUGCACCGACGAGUUUGGCGGCUUGUACAAGACCGUGCGCAGGGACGGCAACUGCGUCUUCCGCGCGCUCGCGGUGCAGCUGUUCGAGGACGAGAAGCACCACCCGGUGGUGCGGCGUUCGGUGGUGAACCACGUCGUCAACAAGUGGCCGACCUACGCCCAGCUGACCAGCUUCGCCGGCCCGGACGCGUACCGCGGGCACAUGGAGAAGGAAGGUGCCGGCGGCAGCGCCGCGGAGGUGCGCGCGGCCGGGGAGGCCUUCUACCGCACCAUCGGCGUCGUGCAGGACGGCGUGCUCGAGGUGGCCGCCCUCUCCAGGACCGACGACAACCCUGUUGUGCUGAGGAGGACCGGGUCGCCACCGGACGAGUUCUACGACGCGUACAUCACGCUGCCUCCGUGGGGCUGGAAGGGCGGCCAAGACGACUUUGACAAGCUGGUCGGUCCCAGACCGCGCCCGCCAGGCCAGGCGGCUGCUCCCGUGAAACCGACUCAAAGCCCGACGGACUCGAAGCAGGAGAAGCUCGAUGUGAAUCCAAAUGGCUCAGUUCUACAAGACGAAAUGCGGAGUGAACCGAAUGCAAAGAAACAGCAGAGACAGAGCUCAAAGGGCAAAGCGAGUAAACCGAGUAAACAAGCGCGACAGCAGGCUGCGUUUGAAUCGUCUGAGGACAGUAGUGAGCAGGCUGCGUCCGAGUCGUCGGGGGAUUGUUGGCGUUUAGACAACCAUCAGUCUGAGAGGUCUGAGACCGAAUCGUCCGCAGAUAGUGGCGGCGGUAGGUGGACCAGGACCACCAGGACUUCGGCGGAGCGGGCGCUGACGGCCAGGGUGCGCAAGAGGCGGGAGAACGCCAGGAUGCAGGCGAGCGUGUACAUAUGGGGUCGCAUCCAGAACGAGACGGCGGACCAGCGACUGGCCCGUGGGGAGAGGGAGGACGCCAGCCAGAGGCGCGCGGCCCAGAAGCAGCGGCAGGUGGCGGCCAGGGGGCGGGCGCGGUCGCCGAAAAAAGAGACUCCAGAAACCGAUUGUCCUCAGCGGCGACGGCGGCGGGCGGUCCCCCGCCGUGUCCGCAGCCCGGGGGCGCCCCCAAUCCCGAAGCCGGCGCGCCCCGGAGAGACCCCAGAGGAGCGCGAGGCGCGGCUGAAGAUAGGCCGCGACUACGCGAGGUACAUGAGCCGCAAGCGCGUCGAGGAGAGGGGCCUGGAGGCCGUGAAGGAGGAGCGGCGCGACUACCAGCGGCGCUACAAGGAGCGCAACAGGGAGCGGAUAAAUGCGCUCAAGCGGCAGAGGUGCGCCAACCGCGACCAGGAGCUGCUCGAGGCGCGCCAGCGCGCCCAGCAGGACGGGUCGCUCGAGGACCGACCGGAGGGGCCGAUGACGCAGGAGGAGGCGCUCGCGGAGCUCGAGGCCCAGCUGGAGAAGCGGCGCGCCUACGCGAGGGAGUACCACCGGCGGAACAAGGGGAGGAUCACCGAGCGGCGGCGCCAGCUCGCCGCAGAACGCGGACCCAAGAAGCUCACGGGGGAGAGGCUGGAGGCGCGGCGGAAGUACAGGCGCGAGCGCUACCACAGGCAGAUGCAAAAGCUCAGGGAGCAACCUCCGGACGUGAUCGAGGCCGAGCGGCAGAGGGUGCGCCACCAGAAGCAGGAGUACGCGAGACUCAUCCGGCAGAAGAUUGAAGAGGGGAGGCGCAACCAGGACAUACCGAUGGACCUCGUGGAGAGGCUGGAGCGGAGGCGCGCCUACUGCCGCGCCUACUCGCAGGCCAACAAGGACAAAAUAGCCGAACGGGUGUGGAGGCGCCGGAACAACAUCCCCAAAGGCCAAGAGGAGGGCGAGAACGGCGCGCCCAUUAGGAAAAGGAGGCCAUGGCGCAGGAGGAAAGCGACAGUUGUGUCCGAGGCCGCGGCGACGUCGGGGGAGGCAGCUAUGUCCGAGGCCGCGGCAACGCUCGGGGCGGCUUCAGGGGCGCCGAGCGAGGACAGCCGCGCGGCCGCGGUUACCAGGCGGAGGAGUGGCAGAACGUCUACCACCCACUACUACUUCGACUCCGAGGACGACGCCGACGAUGUGUGAGGGGAGACAGAGCAGGCCGGGGGAGGAGCGCGCCGCACACAAUCGAGCAGCACUGCUGUGUGAGUCCGGUCCGGCCCUUCCUGAGGAUGGUGUACAACCUGAUGCCGAUGCGACUACUCAGUUAUUCUGGAACCUGCAUCAACCGCUUCCUCGUAAGACUGCAUCGACUGCCCACACUGAGGGGUCGGAGGUCGGAGUCAAUCGAGUUGAUGGUGUGAACCUGGCUGUUGAGGGUGAAAGAAGGGGCUGACCAGAGGGUGACGACGAGUUGACAUCCGCAAGUAUGAAUGGAAGAAUAGUUCGAGGCGCUCCCCACCUGUUUGAGGUCAAGAUGCAGGCCAGCUCAGGGGCGAACUGCACCCCAAGACGACGACCUUGAUGUCCUUCCUUGGCGCGACCGCGGUGCGGCCGUCGGUUUUCGUCGGGUGAAGACAAAGUGUCCCCACACUUAAAAUUAAGGUCUUUCAUAUUUUUCUUUAAUGACAAGAACCGAGCCACGAAGGCUCAAU
Molecule: messenger RNA, 6884 nt
Organism: Frankliniella occidentalis (western flower thrips)
Lineage: Eukaryota; Metazoa; Arthropoda; Insecta; Thysanoptera; Thripidae
Exons: 4
Coding region: 496-6375 (1959 amino acids)
Biological process (GO): protein deubiquitination
Molecular function (GO): cysteine-type deubiquitinase activity
Source: RefSeq, a predicted model, not a curated record